Messenger RNA from Mus caroli (Ryukyu mouse), 4257 nucleotides. It is a transcript of the gene Kcnh2, whose product is annotated as potassium voltage-gated channel subfamily H member 2. The record is from RefSeq and is a predicted model, not a curated record. Lineage: Eukaryota; Metazoa; Chordata; Mammalia; Rodentia; Muridae. Gene Ontology annotation, molecular function: inward rectifier potassium channel activity. Gene Ontology annotation, biological process: potassium ion transmembrane transport; regulation of ventricular cardiac muscle cell membrane repolarization; membrane repolarization during cardiac muscle cell action potential. Gene Ontology annotation, cellular component: plasma membrane.
CCCGAGCCGCGGGCGCUGGAGCGGCUGUCGGCGCGGCGGCGGCGGGCAGGCGUGAGCCGAGAGCCCGGCGCUCGAGCGGGUGGAGCGCGGCGCGGGGACGAGGUGCAGCGGGGCCCGUGGCACCACCAGCCCGGGUCGACAGACAGGUGUGCCGGCGCCGCAGCUCCAGCAGCUUCAGGCCCGGCCCAGGGUCCGGAGCCCGCAGCCACUAAGCGGAGCGGGAAUCCCGCGCCCUCGGUCCAGUUCCGGCCCCGCCCGCACUCAGCUUGGCCGCGGGGUGCGGAGACCACGGCCCGGCCAGGCCACCCGAAGCCUAGUGCUGGGCCGGGCCGGGCCAGGGUGGGUGGGGGCCCGCCCGGCCCGCCCAUGGGCUCAGGAUGCCGGUGCGGAGGGGCCACGUCGCGCCGCAGAACACCUUCCUCGACACCAUCAUCCGCAAGUUUGAGGGCCAGAGCCGCAAGUUCAUCAUCGCUAACGCGCGCGUAGAGAACUGCGCUGUCAUCUACUGCAACGACGGCUUCUGCGAACUGUGUGGCUACUCGCGGGCCGAGGUGAUGCAGCGGCCCUGCACCUGCGAUUUCCUGCAUGGGCCGCGCACGCAGCGCCGCGCCGCCGCGCAGAUCGCGCAGGCCCUGCUGGGCGCAGAGGAGCGCAAAGUGGAGAUCGCCUUCUACAGGAAAGAUGGGAGCUGCUUCCUGUGUCUGGUGGAUGUGGUACCCGUGAAAAAUGAGGAUGGGGCUGUCAUCAUGUUCAUCCUCAACUUUGAAGUAGUGAUGGAGAAGGACAUGGUAGGGUCCCCGGCUCAUGACACCAACCACAGGGGCCCCUCUACCAGCUGGCUAGCUUCUGGCCGGGCCAAGACUUUCCGCCUGAAGCUGCCUGCCUUGUUGGCACUGACGGCCAGGGAAUCAUCUGUGAGGACAGGAAGCAUGCGCAGUGCUGGAGCCCCCGGGGCGGUGGUGGUGGAUGUGGACCUGACGCCAGCAGCACCCAGCAGUGAGUCCCUGGCCUUGGAUGAGGUUUCUGCCAUGGACAACCAUGUGGCAGGGCUUGGGCCUGCAGAAGAGAGGCGAGCACUGGUGGGCCCGGGGUCUGCUUCACCAGUAGCCAGCAUCCGAGGCCCUCACCCAUCGCCACGGGCUCAGAGCCUUAACCCUGAUGCCUCAGGUUCCAGCUGCAGCCUGGCCAGGACACGCUCCCGUGAGAGCUGCGCUAGUGUGCGCCGGGCAUCAUCCGCGGAUGACAUUGAGGCAAUGCGGGCUGGAGCGCUGCCCCCUCCGCCCCGCCAUGCUAGCACAGGGGCCAUGCACCCCCUGCGCAGUGGCCUGCUUAACUCCACCUCAGACUCUGACCUUGUGCGCUACCGAACCAUUAGCAAGAUACCCCAAAUCACUCUCAACUUUGUGGACCUCAAAGGCGACCCUUUCCUGGCUUCACCCACCAGUGACCGGGAGAUUAUAGCACCCAAGAUAAAAGAGCGGACCCACAAUGUCACCGAGAAGGUCACCCAGGUCCUGUCCUUGGGAGCAGAUGUUCUGCCUGAGUAUAAGCUGCAGGCCCCAAGAAUCCACCGCUGGACCAUCCUCCACUACAGCCCCUUCAAGGCAGUGUGGGACUGGCUCAUCUUGCUGCUGGUCAUCUACACAGCAGUCUUCACACCGUACUCGGCCGCCUUCCUGCUGAAGGAGACUGAAGAUGGGUCCCAAGCCCCUGACUGUGGCUACGCCUGCCAGCCCCUGGCUGUAGUGGACCUCAUCGUGGACAUCAUGUUCAUUGUGGACAUCCUUAUCAAUUUCCGUACCACCUAUGUUAACGCCAACGAGGAGGUGGUUAGCCAUCCUGGCCGCAUUGCUGUGCACUACUUCAAGGGCUGGUUUCUCAUUGACAUGGUGGCUGCCAUCCCCUUCGACCUGCUCAUCUUUGGCUCUGGCUCUGAGGAGCUGAUCGGGCUGCUGAAAACUGCGAGGCUGCUGCGGCUGGUGCGCGUGGCUCGGAAGCUGGACCGCUACUCGGAGUAUGGGGCAGCAGUGCUCUUCCUGCUCAUGUGCACCUUCGCCCUCAUCGCGCACUGGUUGGCCUGCAUCUGGUACGCGAUCGGCAACAUGGAACAGCCUCACAUGGACUCACACAUCGGCUGGCUGCACAACUUGGGCGACCAGAUCGGCAAGCCCUACAACAGCAGCGGCCUGGGAGGCCCCUCCAUCAAGGACAAGUAUGUCACAGCGCUCUACUUCACCUUCAGCAGCCUCACCAGCGUGGGCUUUGGCAAUGUCUCUCCCAACACCAACUCAGAGAAGAUCUUCUCCAUCUGUGUCAUGCUCAUUGGCUCCCUCAUGUAUGCCAGCAUCUUCGGCAACGUGUCCGCCAUCAUCCAGCGGCUGUACUCGGGCACGGCCCGCUACCACACACAGAUGCUCCGGGUGCGGGAGUUUAUCCGCUUUCACCAGAUUCCCAACCCAUUACGCCAGCGCCUCGAGGAGUACUUCCAGCAUGCUUGGUCCUACACCAAUGGCAUCGACAUGAACGCGGUGCUGAAGGGCUUCCCUGAGUGCCUCCAGGCUGACAUCUGCCUACACCUGAACCGCUCGCUGCUGCAGCAUUGCAAGCCAUUCCGAGGGGCCACUAAAGGCUGCCUGAGGGCGCUGGCUAUGAAGUUCAAGACCACACAUGCACCACCAGGGGACACACUAGUGCACGCCGGGGACCUGCUUACUGCCCUCUACUUCAUCUCCAGGGGCUCCAUCGAGAUCCUGCGGGGUGAUGUCGUGGUGGCCAUCUUGGGGAAGAACGACAUCUUUGGAGAGCCUCUGAACCUAUAUGCCCGUCCUGGAAAGUCCAAUGGGGAUGUGCGGGCCCUCACUUACUGUGACCUGCACAAGAUCCAUCGUGACGACUUGCUGGAGGUGCUGGACAUGUACCCCGAGUUCUCAGAUCACUUUUGGUCUAGCCUGGAGAUCACCUUCAACCUUCGAGAUACCAACAUGAUUCCUGGCUCCCCAGGCAGCACAGAACUAGAGAGUGGCUUUAACAGGCAACGCAAGCGCAAACUGUCAUUCCGCAGGCGUACCGACAAGGACACAGAGCAGCCAGGGGAGGUGUCAGCCCUGGGGCAAGGCCCUGCCCGAGGUGGGCCAGGGCCGAGUUGCCGGGGACAGCCGGGAGGGCCAUGGGGGGAGAGCCCAUCCAGCGGCCCUUCCAGCCCAGAGAGCAGUGAAGAUGAGGGCCCUGGUCGCAGCUCCAGCCCCCUCCGCCUGGUGCCCUUCUCCAGCCCCAGGCCUCCAGGGGACCCCCCAGGUGGGGAGCCUUUGGCAGAGGAUGGGGAGAAAAGUGACACCUGUAAUCCCUUGUCAGGUGCCUUCUCUGGGGUGUCCAAUAUUUUCAGCUUCUGGGGGGACAGUCGGGGGCGCCAGUACCAGGAGCUGCCUCGAUGCCCUGCCCCUGCCCCCAGCCUCCUCAACAUCCCCUUGUCUAGCCCUGGUCGGCGAUCCCGGGGUGAUGUGGAGAGCAGGUUGGACGCACUCCAGAGACAGCUGAACAGGCUGGAAACCCGGCUAAGUGCAGACAUGGCCACUGUCCUACAGCUGCUACAGAGGCAAAUGACCCUGGUCCCUCCUGCCUACAGUGCUGUGACCACCCCUGGGCCCGGCCCCACUUCCACAUCCCCUCUGUUGCCUGUCGGCCCUGUCCCCACUUUCACCCUGGACUCGCUUUCUCAGGUUUCCCAGUUCGUGGCGUUUGAGGAGCUUCCUGCAGGAGCCCCAGAGCUCCCCCAAGAUGGUCCCACUCGACGCCUCUCCCUGCCCGGCCAGCUGGGGGCCCUUACCUCCCAGCCCCUGCACAGACAUGGCUCAGAUCCAGGCAGUUAGUGAUGCUGCCCAGUGUGGACAUGUGGCUCACCCUGGGUUCAGGGCAUUACCUGACCGCUCUCCUUGGAGACCCUGGUUUGGAGGGGAGACUAGUGCAGGAGCACCUCCAUCCCCACCCUUGGGACCAGCAUCUCCUCUUGCAAUACCCUGGGCCCCACUGGGAGGGGCAGGACAGAGCUGGGCAGUGGACAGGGGGGUCUGUGGUCCCCCCACUGCCCUGGGGGCAUUAGCUGGUCUAACUGCCCGGAGGCACCCGGCCCUGGGCCUUAGGCACCUCAAGGACUUUUCUGCUAUUUACUGCUCUUAUUGUUAAGGAUAAUAAUUAAGGAUCAUAUGAAUAAUUAAUGAAGAUGCUGAUGACUAUGAAUAAUAAAUAAUUAUCCUGAGGAGA